AUGAGAGAAAUUUGUUCAAGGUCCUUUAAAUUUGGGCAAAUUCUCUCCAGAUCUUUAUUUCAACAAUUAAACACAUCUUUUAGUGGUAAAUGCCUAUUUUACGGUGCUCUUUUCAACUUGCCAAACAAAUUAUUAUUUAGAAGUAUUACAUAUAAUAGCGAUCCAUAUAAAGUUUUAGGAGUUUCAAGAAAUGCAUCUGAUGAAGAAAUUAAGCUAAAAUUUAGGGAGUUGGCAAAAAAAUAUCAUCCAGAUUUAAAUCCAUCAGAUGAAGCUAAAAAUAAAAUGGCAAGAAUAGUAAGUGCAUAUGAAACACUUUCAGAUCCAUCAAAGAGAGGUCACUUUGAUCAUUCUAGAACAGAGCCAGCUGGUCAAGCAUACAAUAUUUAUAAAAAUAAAAAGAACAAGCAUUCAUAUAACUGGUUUGAAGAUAGACCUUGGACGAUGCCAAAUAUAGACAAGAUAUUUACAAGUUCCUUACUUUUCGACAAUCUCUUUGGGUUUGAAGAUUUUUUUCGGAAGGAAAGGCAGAAUUUGACAAAAAAUAUACAUUUAAAGGUAACCAUAAACAUUUUUGACGCUAUAAAUGGAACAAAUAAGACUAUUAAAACUCAUUCUACUUGCAAAUGUGAUGUAUGUAAUGGCGUUGGGAUUAUUAAAAGACCAAGCGCAACUAAAUGCCCAAAUUGUGGUGGUUCUGGGAUAAAUGUUUAUCAAAAUGGUCCGUUUUUAAUAAAGACAUUAUGCAUGAAAUGCAGUGGGAGUGGAUAUUCAAAUUUAAUGCUUUGUCUAAAUUGUAAUGGUAAUGGUAGUAUUAUUAAAGAUAAAAGCGUUUCACUAAGAAUUCCGAGAGGAACGAGAAACGGGAGGCAAUUAAAACUGAGUUCAGAAGGUAACUAUGCCCUGGGUAAUUAUGGCGAUUUAUUUAUUAAAGUUUAUGUUAAGCCGCAUUCAAAACUUAAAUGGAUAAAGGACGAUAUUCAUAUAAGUAUUCCAAUAUCAAUUAAUACUUGCAUCUUUGGUGGGGAAAUUAAUGUACCUGGUUUAAUUAAAGAUACAAGCAUGCGAGUUAAAAUACCACCCAAAACCGAUCCAAGGAUUCCAUAUAUAAUAAAAGGUAAAGGGCCACCUAUUUUUGGGAAAAACACUCAUGGGGACUACAUUAUUCACUUCGUCACUCAAUGCUCGUACCCUGAUUUAUCUAAAACUCACAAGGAGAAAAUUGGAAUUAAAGAUAAGUUAAUCAAUAUAAUAAGUGAAAUUAACAAAAAGUUUCAAAAAAGAAAUAGUUCAGUAUGA
This is a messenger RNA of Cryptosporidium ubiquitum, 1296 nucleotides long. RefSeq names its product DnaJ domain-containing protein. The transcript has 2 exons. The record is from RefSeq and is a predicted model, not a curated record. Bases 1 to 1296 code for a protein of 431 amino acids. Gene Ontology annotation, biological process: protein refolding. Gene Ontology annotation, cellular component: cytoplasm. NCBI's taxonomy places the organism in Eukaryota, Apicomplexa, Conoidasida, Eucoccidiorida, Cryptosporidiidae. Gene Ontology annotation, molecular function: heat shock protein binding.